CACCGACUCGAACUGAUCCCUCCCCCUACCAGCAACAACAGACAAGAUGCCGAGUCCGAUCGAGGAGAAUCUGGAGCUGAAGGAGAUCGACACGAAUCUCUAUUCGAACACGAAACAGCUAUGGACACCAAUGGGCGCAAGAGGCAUCUUUGGAGGAGCAGUGAUUGCUCAAGCCCUCUCCGCUGCGCAAAAGACCGUGAGUCCGGAAUAUGUCGUUCACUCCCUCCACUCCUACUUCCUCCUCCCGGGCGACAACUCCCACCCAAUCAUCUACCACGUCGAACGCGUCCGUGACGGCCGCUCCUACGCGACCCGCACCGUCCAAGCCCAACAACGCGGCCGCGCAAUCUUCACAAUAACUUGCUCCUUCCAACGUCCCGAACCCUCCACCAUGUCCCACAACACACCCAUCCCACCUGAUCUCCCCGAUCCAGAAACAUUGAUGAAUGAUUCGGAUUUAUUGCAGGCGAUGGUUGAUGCGGAUAAGUUGAGUGAGAGGGAGAGGAAGGGAUUGAUUAAACGGAUGGAGCCCGGUCCGAUUGAGAGUCGGAGGGUGCCGUUUCGGAGGUGGAAUAAGGAUUUGGAGCCGUAUCAGAAGCGGCAGAGGUUUUGGGUGAAAGCCCGCGGAUCAAUAGAAGCACAAACGUCGCACGCGAUGGCGUUGGCAUACUUCUCCGACUCGUGGUUUGUGGGAACCUCGGUAAAGGUAAACGAACCCAUCGAGGGGAAGGUGGUGAUGAUGGCGAGUCUCGACCAUUCCGUGUAUUUCCACAUCCGUGAUUGGAGAGCGGACGAAUGGUUGUUGUAUGAGAUGGAGAGUUCGUGGAGUGGUGGGGGACGGGGCUUCGCGAGUGGGAAGAUCUGGAGACGGGAUGGGGUGCUGGUUGCGAGUUGUUUCCAGGAGGGGUUGGUAAGGGUGGAUAAUUUGAAGGGCAACAAGAGAGAUGCGAAGAUCUAGACAUUAAACCACCGAGGAGACCGCUUCUAGGGG
This is a messenger RNA of Saitoella complicata NRRL Y-17804, 991 nucleotides long. Its product is annotated as Thioesterase/thiol ester dehydrase-isomerase. Gene Ontology annotation, biological process: acyl-CoA metabolic process; fatty acid catabolic process. Gene Ontology annotation, molecular function: fatty acyl-CoA hydrolase activity. The record is from RefSeq and is a predicted model, not a curated record. The transcript is spliced from 4 exons. NCBI's taxonomy places the organism in Eukaryota, Fungi, Ascomycota, Saitoellomycetes, Saitoellales, Saitoellaceae. Bases 47 to 958 code for a protein of 303 amino acids. Gene Ontology annotation, cellular component: peroxisomal matrix.